AUGCAACAACAGACUUUGAAACACAUCCCCAACACCCGACCAUUGGCUCGAAGAUUCAACUCGCAGCACGUGGCACCCAUAUCUCCAUUUUCCUAUAUCCAUCAUGACGCAUUGUCCGAUGUAAGCAAAGAACAAAUCGCCAAGCAAUUGAAAAACUUGGGGCCAUUCCCCACAUACUCCAACAUCCUCAAUCCUCAGCAUUUUUUCCAAAACACAGUACUACUAGACUAUGUUAAGAAAAAGCCCCAUCCAGUGUCGUUGCGACAGCUUGCUGGAUUUGGAAACACGUUGACGAAACAGAAAAUCAUCAAUAGCGCCAAUUUCGUUCGCAUGGAACUACCUAUUCGUUUGGCGAUCAGGAUACGAGACUUGCAGACAUUGCCAUUUGGAGUGGUCAACAAUUACCACUUGGCCCAGCUUUACGAAAGCUACUACCACCUGUUCAACGCUUUUAGAAAGAUACCUCAAAUACAAACAAUUGAAGAGAAUGAGAAAUUCUGCCAGACCUUGUCCACGUUGUUGGACGACCAUAUGUUUAAUUUAUCCCAUUUGAUGAUGGGCGCUUUGGAAGUAUCAAUUGCUGAAAGUUUACCACAAGACGAGUUGGAUUCGUUUAUGAGCUCAAUGAUGAGAUCAAGAAUUAGCCGAAGAGUCAUUGUUGAGGAACAUUUAUCUCUAAGUGAAAACUACAGAAAAAACCCCUAUGCUAAAAAACCGCCCCACUAUCUCGGUGAGAUUUUCCAAGAUUGCAACGCAGUGGAUCAUUUCAAUCAGGUUUUCGACAACGUCAAGGCAUCAUUCAUUGAGAGAAUGCCUGAGUUAAAAGAACGGUUCCCUGCGUUGGAAUUAGAGGGAGAUUUGCAAUGUCACUUUCAGUUUAUGGUGCCGCACCUACACUUUAUGCUUCAUGAGAUUCUUAAAAACGCCGUUGAAGCCACAAUCCAGACGCAUGGUAAAGACAGCGGCCACACAAACAAGUUGCCUCCUGUUAAGGUCACCAUCAUCGAUCUGAAAAAGGAGGUACAAAUGAGGAUUUCUGACCAAGGAGGCGGACUCAGUCAUAGCACCUUGCAGCAGGUCUUUUCCUUUGGGAAAAACCCUACUCUCGCUAGGAAAAGUCUUGCCAACUUCCAUCAAAUCCCCGGCUUGCAGUUGCGCUCCAAUUUGAAAGUUACCGCGGGCGGAUCGUCGAUUAUAUCGUCACCAUCAACAGGUAACGGGGUUGAGGAGAAUGUGUAUUCAACAAGGGAAAAGGCGUCGACGUUGCAAGAAUUGAUGUCGAGACCACACGAACACACAUUGGGCAUGGGUUUGCCCACCUGUUCCGUGUAUGCAGACUACUGGAACGGGAAGUUGCUGAUGAACUCUUUGGACGGCUACGGUAGUGACACAUCAUUGACUUUGCGCAAGCUCGGUUAUCACAGUAACGUUAUCCAACUCGAUAGGGCAUAA
This is a messenger RNA of Lodderomyces beijingensis, 1452 nucleotides long. Lineage: Eukaryota; Fungi; Ascomycota; Pichiomycetes; Serinales; Debaryomycetaceae. The record is from the annotation of a GenBank genome assembly.